Messenger RNA from Chenopodium quinoa (quinoa), 1694 nucleotides. RefSeq names its product ribosomal RNA small subunit methyltransferase-like. Gene Ontology annotation, cellular component: mitochondrial matrix. Gene Ontology annotation, biological process: rRNA methylation. The transcript is spliced from 2 exons. The record is from RefSeq and is a predicted model, not a curated record. Bases 101 to 1192 code for a protein of 363 amino acids. Lineage: Eukaryota; Viridiplantae; Streptophyta; Magnoliopsida; Caryophyllales; Amaranthaceae. Gene Ontology annotation, molecular function: rRNA (adenine-N6,N6-)-dimethyltransferase activity.
CAAAACCCUAGCAUACAGCAACCAAUGUACUACUAUCAAACCUUAAACCUUUCACUCUCUAAAAACUGAAAACUUGUGAAAAUUUUUUGACAGCACAAAAAUGGCGGGCGGAAAAAUCAGAAAAGAGAAGCAAAAGGGGAGCAACCAUUUUCAAGGAGGAAUACCCUUUCACAAAUCAAAGGGACAACACAUUUUGAAAAAUCCAAUGUUGGUUGAAUCAAUUGUUCAGAAAGCUGGUAUUAAACCUACAGAUGUUAUUCUGGAAAUUGGUCCAGGUACUGGUAAUCUUACUAAGAAGCUUCUAGAAGCUGGCAAGAAAGUUGUUGCUGUUGAGUUGGAUCCUCGUAUGGUUCUUGAGCUUAAACGCCGUUUUCAAGGCACCCCUUUGUCCACUCGUUUAGAGGUUAUCCAAGGAGAUGUUCUCAAGUGUGAACUUCCAUUUUUUGAUAUCUGUGUUGCCAACAUCCCUUACCAAAUCUCUUCCCCGCUUGUGCUCAAGUUGUUGGACAUCAACCAAAGGCAAAACUUCAGAUGUGCAAUUAUAAUGUUCCAAAGAGAAUUUGCGAUGAGGCUUGUUGCUCAACCAGGUGACAAGCUCUAUUGCCGUCUCUCAGUGAACACUCAGCUCCUUGCUCGGGUCUUCCAUCUCCUCAAAGUUGGGAAGAAUAAUUUCAGACCCCCACCUAAGGUCGACUCCUCAGUCGUUCGUAUUGAACCAAGAAAGCCUCUUCCUAUACCAGCCGGCAAACUUAAGGAGUGGAAUGGGCUGCUCUCUUUAUGUUUCAGCAGAAAGAACAAAACACUUGGAUCAAUAUUUGGCCAGAAAAAGGUUCUUGAAAUGUUAGAGAAGAACUACAGGACCUUAGAAUCUUUGGGACAAUUGAUGAAUGACUCAGAGGCAAUUGAUAUGUCUGUCUUAGCCGAUGAGAAAGACAAUCAGGUAGACGAGGAUGAAACUAUGGAAGUGGAUGAUGGAAAAGCCGAUGAAGAUGAAAUGGAGGUUGAAGUUUCAGAUACUGACUCUGACAAUGAUAUGCAAGCAAACGAUCCUAAUUUUAAAGCUAAGGUGAUAGAUGUGUUGAAGUGGUAUGAUUACGCAGACAAAAGAUCGUCCAAGCUCACACAAAAUGAAUUCAUACACUUAUUAUCGGUUUUCAACCAGGCCGGUAUUCACUUCACUAGUAAAAAAUAGUGAUUCAAUAUGCAAUUUAUUUCUUUGUGAUAAAUACAUGCACCCAAUUUUGCCUCUUGAUUUCAUUAUCCCAUAUAAUUUGUUAUACCCCGAAAUUAAAAAUGUGAGUGGCAACAGUUUUAGAACUAAAUAGUAGCAUAAUCUGUUUUUCUUUGUAUCUUUAUUAUCUAUUUAUCUUAUAUAGCUGUUGAAUGUAGUUUCCAUAGCAACGAUCUUGGAAAAGCGUAGUCUCCAUUCUAUGUUUCUUUCACCUCUGCAACACCACCACCAGUCACAGAAAUCACUUAGCGGCAAAGAGCCAUGUGACCCUUGAGACUGAUUUAUGAGGCGGGAAAGAGCCCCAUGACCCUUCAGAACAUUAUAGAACCGAUCUGACUGCAAGUGCAGGUAACAAGUAAACAAAUCAAUAUGUAGUCAGACUGGAGGUAAAAAAGUGAGUGAGUGUUUAUGAAGUCUAAUAGAAAUGGCUUUUAUUUAUACAACGAAAAUCAAAACAGGUAAA